This is a messenger RNA of Rubroshorea leprosula, 1672 nucleotides long. The record is from the annotation of a GenBank genome assembly. NCBI's taxonomy places the organism in Eukaryota, Viridiplantae, Streptophyta, Magnoliopsida, Malvales, Dipterocarpaceae.
CGUCUUCUCUUCUGUGGAGGACAGUGAACCGAAAGCUCCGAAGAAAGCAAAGACGGGAAGCCAACUUCCAACAGAGAACCAAAAAUGGCUCUCAAAUUCAACAUCUCCUUUCAAUCCCAGAAACUGCCUUCUUUCGCUCUUCCUCCCAUGGCCAGUGUCAGAUCUUCCAAGUUCGUCAUGGCCUCCACGCUCCGCUCUGGCUCCAAAGAGGUUGACAAUCUGAAAAAACCUUUCAUGCCUCCUCGGGAGGUGCAUGUUCAGGUCACACACUCCAUGCCACCACAGAAGAUUGAGAUCUUUAAAUCUUUGGAGGAUUGGGCUGAGAACAACAUUUUGGUUCACCUAAAACCGGUUGAAAAAUGUUGGCAACCACAGGAUUUUCUGCCAGAUCCUGCUUCUGAUGGAUUUGAUGAGCAAGUCAGGGAAUUAAGAGCGAGGGCAAAGGAGAUUCCGGAUGAUUACUUUCUUGUUUUGGUUGGAGAUAUGAUCACAGAAGAAGCUCUUCCAACUUACCAAACAAUGCUCAAUACGUUAGAUGGUGUUCGGGAUGAAACAGGUGCAAGCCCUACUUCUUGGGCAAUAUGGACAAGGGCAUGGACAGCUGAAGAGAAUAGGCACGGUGACCUACUUAAUAAGUAUCUAUACUUGUCUGGACGAGUAGACAUGAGGCAAAUUGAGAAGACAAUUCAGUAUUUGAUUGGGUCAGGGAUGGAUCCCCGUACAGAAAACAGUCCAUAUCUUGGUUUCAUCUACACUUCAUUCCAAGAAAGGGCAACCUUUAUUUCCCAUGGAAAUACAGCCAGGCUUGCCAAGGAACAUGGGGAUUUCAAGUUGGCUCAAAUAUGUGGCACUAUUGCCUCAGAUGAGAAGCGCCAUGAGACUGCCUAUACUAAAAUAGUGGAAAAGCUCUUUGAGAUUGAUCCUGAUGGAACUGUUCUUGCCUUUGCUGACAUGAUGAGGAAGAAAAUCUCUAUGCCAGCGCACUUGAUGUAUGAUGGCCGUGAUGACAACCUUUUCGAGCACUUCUCUGCUGUUGCUCAAAGACUUGGGGUCUAUACUGCCAAGGACUAUGCAGACAUACUAGAGUUCCUGGUGGAAAGAUGGAAGGUGAAGGAUCUAACUGGACUCUCAGGUGAGGGACGAAAAGCACAGGACUAUGUUUGUGGACUGCCUCCAAGGAUUAGAAAGCUGGAGGAGCGAGCUCAAGGAAGAGCCAAGCAAGGCCCCAGAAUUCCAUUCAGUUGGAUUUAUGACCGUGAAGUGCAGCUCUAGGGUCAGUAAUUAUCCAAGCUGCUAAUUGUACUCUCCCACAGGUCUCUGGCCAUUGUGAGGGUUAACACAGCUGGAAUGAUGAAGUUGCAAUUCCAAUUUGCCAUCCCACUUGUAAGUGUGGGCGCAGUGUAGAUUCUGUUGUUUCUCCUCUUUGUCAGUUUUGUGUGUUGUUGUUAGAUAAUGCAGUUAGUGGCAGCUGUUGUUUUUGAUGUUGUGUUUUUUUAGAUAAGAGUCAGCUUUGUACGAGUUCUGUUCCUUCCUAUAGUCAAUUUUUGAGGGACAACAGCAUAUGGCAAUUUAUUACUACUGUCUUCUCAAGAAUUUCAAUUUUAUAUAAGGGCCUGUGUUUUGCACCAUAAAUGUACUUUUUAUAUAAGAAAAAUAAAAGUUAAUUUUUAUU